GAAACUAGCAGAAGAAAAAUUGAAUGCUUACAUGAACAACAAUUCAAAAAGUUUGCGACAGUUUCAAUAACUUUCAACCGAUCGAACUGCAGCUGUGCAGCAUGACAAGUUAUUUUGAACAAAAUCGAACAGAAAAGCAAACGAUGAACACCUGGCGACAACAAGCAUUGUUGGAGUCAUUAACACACAAGAAAAUCAGUGAAGAAUGUUCGUCUAUUAAUGGAGUCAUCCGUCAGCUAAAGCAAGAUUAUGACUAUAUUACUGAGCAAGAAGUUAAAAAGUCCAUUGAAGGACUUCAACAUAAGUUUGACAUUCAUGCAGAACAUGAAAAAAGUCGACAUUUCCAAAAGCUUGUUGCUGAUUACAUCCAACUCACUGCACCCACAGGACUUACACAUCCAACAUGGUCCAUUCUUCACUUGCUCAUCAGGCUAGCAUAUAGACCUACUGAAAGAAUGGGGAUAGCAAGAGACGGAAUUAUUCUGAAAAACUUGAAUAUUGAAAACGAGAAAAGUGACUACAAAAGCAUUGAAGAUACUGGAAACCUUAUGAAAUUUGAUAAAGAAGUGAUACAUUCAAUGUCUGACACUAUAUUAAGUACAUGGACAGAUAGUGAGGAUGAUGACAUUGAAGUAACAGACAAUAAAGAUGUAAACUGGACAACAUCAUGUGUAGUUAAUCCGAAUAUUCCACUGUUUUGCUUCUUCAAAAAACCUGUCAUUCGAAAUUCUUCCUUAAAUGACUUAAUUCAGACAAGAUAUAGUAGUGAUUCCACAUCAAGAACUUGGACGGACUUCCAGCUAUUGCAUGAAGUUUUAUGGGCUCUUCAACAAUCCUGUGAUAGUAAUUCAUUCUUCGUGUCCGCCGAAACUACAAAUUCUAGUGUUCAAACUAAAGCCAUUAGAUUGGUUGGCCUUCCACAUCUUAGUUUGCAUUUUUUCCGACAACUUCUUCAAGCGAUACGAGAAAUUAACUUGUUUUCCAACAAGACAUCCUCACAAGAAACUUACACGUUGACACAUCAAGCGUACGCAGCUGCACUCGCCAGUAUUGUCGCUGAUUUUAAACAAUCAGUUUCCGACUUCGAAAAGCGUGUUGCCGAACAAAAGACCACACUUACCUUAAGUCAUCUUUUGCUAUUUCUGAAACCAUGGGCCUCAACUAUUUCCAGUAUUUCUGCAAUGCACAAAUCAAUCAUGCAAACGUCUUCUGCUCCAACCGAUAACAAUACGCGCGUCACCCAUCUGUUGUCAGUUCUGUUCGAUUCAACUCAAAAAGCACAAGUCGCUAACUACUCCACACUUUAUCCGGUUUUGCUGAAAAUUCUGUGUUCGUCAUUGGAGCCUUUCUUGAAUAUGGUUGAUCUAUGGCUUAGCCAAGGACAAAUUGUGGAUCCUUUUCAGGAGUUCGGCAUUAUUCGAAACGAAGCCAUUUCACCUCAAGAUGAGCGGUUCUGGUUUGAAUCUCUCUUGUCACGUCCAAGCAUCCCUUCCAUAAACUUUCUUAAACCAUUGAUGGACGAUAUCUUACUAGGGGGUCGUUCGGUGGAACUCCUUACCAAAUUAAAAAGAGAGUUUAUUGAUAUGAACUGUGUGACAGCAUCCACCUGCCGCUCAAAAACCUUGGCGGAAAUUUUUCGAGAACGCUUUAAUAGACUUGCUUCAUCAGACCCCUUCCAGUGCGCCGUUUCUCAAUCAUUUACUCUUUCUGCGCCGGCCACUGCUAAUCCAAAACAAAUUAAUUCCAAGAACCCCUUGCUGAGCAAGGCCUUUAAAUGUCUUCGUAACGAUUUCUGCCGAAACAAAUAUUCUGAAGGUCAAGAGACUCGAUUGGAAACAUUAAGUACGCCACCGGAAUUCUAUCCGCUUUUACCUUUACUGGAGAAAAGCCUGUUGGAACCCAUGCGAAGUCGCCAGCGCCUGGUUUGUAAGGCUCUUCUCGAUACCUUGUUUGAGAAUUGUGCCCUUGGACAGCAUAUCCGGACCCUUCGCCAAAUUCACUUCAUGCAGGCUGGAGACCUAAUGGGUCGCUUUUGUCUACAGCUUUUCCAAAAAUUCAAAAUCGGUGACAAGUGGGACAACGAAUCUAGCCUUACUUUAUCUCUUCUCAACUGUAUAUCUCCUAGAAUGAGUCAAUCUGCUCCGUACCUUUUUGUAAACAUAAGAAAAGGCAACAACCAACAAAUGUCUGUCGUAAAUCUAUCGGAUCUACAAAUCAAUUACAAAGUUCCAUGGCCAAUCAAUUUGGUUGUGACCCAAGAAUCGAUGGUUCUCUACAAUAGCGUGCUCAGUUUCCUGAUGAAAAUUAAACAGGCAAUGUUUUCACUUCAACGCUUGUCAUUCAAAGCGCUCAAUAGUAUGGACAUUGAAAAAAGCGGCCGCCCAAGACAGAAAGAAAUGCUGCCAUCUGCUGCUCUUCGUCACCGAUUACAACUAUUGCGGGCGUGGCUACUUUAUUUUGUUUCCAGUGUAGAUAAUUACAUAAUGGAAUGCGUUUUGGAGUCGUCACACAUUCGCUUGGACAUGCAACUGGAGAGUGCGGUCCAUCUUGGCCAAAUUAUUGACAGCCACCACGAUUACGUUUGCUCUAUUCACAAACAGUGUCUUCAGCAGCCUUCGGGUGCAUUCUUGCGCGAUGCUAUAAACGAGGUUCUCUCGAUUUCAAUGGAAGUAGCGAAUGCUUGGAAGGAUGGAAUAGAGUCGGAGAAGCUGACUAAUCUAGAGGAAAAUUACGUAAAGCAUCACCAAUUUGUAGCAGCCGUCCUUGAAACAGAUAGCGCACAUUCCAUGCUUCCUCUGGUCGAAACGCUUGCUGCUGCCUUGAUCCAUAGCUGCCCAGCGACUCGUCGAAAUUAACCGUAUUGAUAAUUCUGAUUGGUUUUCCUGCUUCAAUUUUGUAAACCAACGUUUGUGAGCUAAAAGUAUUGAGAAGUAAAAAUGAUGCAACAUUAAAUAACAAACUAUGCAAGAAAAA
Messenger RNA from Daphnia pulex (common water flea), 2973 nucleotides. Its product is annotated as gamma-tubulin complex component 5-like. Gene Ontology annotation, cellular component: equatorial microtubule organizing center; gamma-tubulin complex; spindle pole. The record is from RefSeq and is a predicted model, not a curated record. Lineage: Eukaryota; Metazoa; Arthropoda; Branchiopoda; Diplostraca; Daphniidae. Gene Ontology annotation, biological process: microtubule nucleation; spindle assembly; mitotic cell cycle. The transcript is spliced from 6 exons. Bases 102 to 2855 code for a protein of 917 amino acids. Gene Ontology annotation, molecular function: microtubule minus-end binding; gamma-tubulin binding.